AGAGAAAACUGUGAAUGAAUAAGAGAGCGUAACAUCGACAAUUGCACAAGAGCACUUACCAGCACUUACUAAAUACUACAUAGUUAAUGUUAAAUCCACUGUUGAUUACAAACAUAUCAAACAUGACCAGAAAUUUGUUGCUGCUAUUACUCUAAUUUUUGAUAAGUUGUUUCAAUAAUAUUGUAGCGAAGAAAGAAAUUAAAAUGUCCCGUGAAAGUACUAAUUUGGUGGACAACACCGUGACUGGACGGUCUUCAAAGGAACGUAAAGAAAUCUUAAGGGAAAUUAUAACCAAAGCCGAAUCUCUUCGUAAGAUCUCUAUGUAAAUUUAAUGUAUAUAAUAUGUGUGAUUUUUAUCUAGAAACGUAUUAAUAUCACGAAAAAUAUGUACGACAUGUAACAAAUUUUGAAAUUAGUUAAAUAAAUCACAUGCACAUACAUUGUAUAAUAUAGAGUGUUUCAUGCUUCCCAUGCAUAUUUAAAAUGAGUCGAAGGAAAAAGAUGUCAUAUGUACUACAAAACAACGUAGCAAAUCUCAAAAUCUUGUUUUUAAAAAUACAGCUUGUUCCAGUUGCAUGGAAUAUUCUUAUAAGAAUAAACUAGUAAGAAUAUGUAAUUUACAGAAGAGGCAGUCGGUGAUAUCACUAUAAACACGUUAAACGUAUGUAUGGAACAAACAGAUAUUAUAAACAAUGAAACAACUCUGGGUGAAAAAAUACAUAAUCAAGAGCAAGUAUUAUUAGAUUCUGAAAUGAUGAACAUAUCAUCUAAAGUCCUAAAACAAUGCACGCGUGCUUUAACAAAGCAUAUGAGCACUUAUAAUUAUGUAGAAUUUGCCCAGGAAGUGGUACAAUAUGUAAAACAACAACCAAAUAUAGAAUCAGAAGUAAUAGAUUGGUCAUAUUUAGAAAACAAAGUUAUAAAAUGUUUUAAAACAACUCCUAAAUACAGCACAUUAUUAGGUACAUUAGUACCAUUGGAGAGAAAGGACAUAACUAGAAGAAAACCAGCAAUCAGAGAUGCUCGGGCACAGAUAAGAAGGCCUGAAAAUGUUGAAGUCGUUGAUAAAGAAGAGGAAGGCUUAGAACAGACUGUGAAAAUGAAAGCUUUUAUUACGCGGCAGUUUAAAACUAAUCAUAAACCUCUCGAUUUCUUCAAGCUUGUUUUGCAUCCUUCAAACUUUGGAAAAACGAUCGAAAAUAUUCUGCAAAUAUCUUUCCUAGUCAGGGACGGAAAAAUACAAGUGACAAAAGAUAGUUCUGGGAUCCUAGUGGUUCAACCAUGUACAAAAGAUACUAUGCGAACAACAACUGGACAAACUUCAAAUAUUCAGAAUAUUGUCUACUUAAAUAUGGAUCAGUGGAAGAUGCUUAAAGACACUUAUCGAAUAGAAAAACCUAUGAUAAAUUUUUAAUAACGGAACGUAAAACAUUUGAUUUCAAUAUUAGUUGCAGUAAGAAUAAUCUUUGUCAUUUUCGAUCUAUAUUUUGUAAAGAGUAUGAAUUAUUCCGUUUAAAAUAACAGAAAAAAAUAUACUUUUGUACUUAAAAUAAA
Molecule: messenger RNA, 1554 nt
Organism: Megalopta genalis
Lineage: Eukaryota; Metazoa; Arthropoda; Insecta; Hymenoptera; Halictidae
Gene: Nse4
Product: SMC5-SMC6 complex kleisin component Non-SMC element 1
Biological process (GO): DNA repair
Cellular component (GO): nucleus; Smc5-Smc6 complex
Source: RefSeq, a predicted model, not a curated record